AUGGACCAGAUUUCAUCCACAACAACAUUCGAGGGUGCUGGAGAUGAUAUCAGUGAGCAAUUAAGCAUACUUCGGGGUCAGAUCAAAGCCCCAUUGAUCGUCCCUUGGCUUAAAGUUGCUGUAUUUUUAUGCUUGAUAAUGUCAGUCAUGUUGUUCAUUGAGAGGGUUUACACGGGAAUUGUUAUCACUCUUGUGAAAAUUUUUGGUAGAAAACCAGAAAAACGAUAUAAAUGGGAGCCUCUGAGAGAUGAUUUAGAGCUGGGAAAUUCAGCUUAUCCCAUGGUGCUUGUUCAAAUCCCAAUGUACAAUGAAAAAGAGGUAUAUCAACUCUCAAUUGGGGCUGCAUGUGGCCUUUCUUGGCCUUCCGAUCGUAUAAUUAUUCAAGUGCUCGACGAUUCAACGGAUCCUGUAAUCAAGAAUCUGGUGGAACUGGAGUGCCAAAGGUGGGCAGGCAAGGGAAUUAAUAUCAAGUAUGAAAUUCGUGACAACAGAAAUGGAUACAAAGCUGGAGCACUAAACGAAGGAUUAAAGCACCCCUAUGAGAAACUAUGCGAUUAUGUAGCAACUUUCGAUGCCGAUUUUCAACCCGAACCCGAUUUCCUCUGGCAAACCAUCCCUUUCUUAGUUCAUAAUCCGGAACUUGCCCUCGUUCAAGCCCGUUGGAAGUUUGUAAAUGCUGAUGAAUGCUUGAUGACAAGAAUGCAAGAAAUGUCAUUAGACUACCAUUUUACUGUGGAGCAAGAAGUAGGAUCAUCUACCUAUGCCUUUUUUGGCUUCAAUGGAACGGCCGGAGUUUGGAGAAUCGCAGCCAUUGACGAAGCUGGAGGAUGGAAGGAUCGAACAACAGUUGAGGAUAUGGAUUUGGCCGUCCGAGCUAGUCUUAGAGGAUGGAAGUUUUUGUACCUCGGUUCCCUCAUGGUGAAAAACGAAUUGCCAAGCACAUUCAAGGCAUAUCGCUAUCAACAACAUCGUUGGUCAUGUGGACCUGCCAAUCUUUUCAGAAAAAUGUUUAUGGAGAUUGUCAAAAACAAGAAAGUGUCUUUGUGGAAAAAGGUUCAUGUAAUAUACAGUUUCUUCUUCGUCAGAAAGAUCGUAGCCCAUAUAGUCACAUUCGUGUUUUACUGUGUUGUAUUACCUGCAACCGUAUUAGUACCUGAAGUUGAGGUUCCAAAGUGGGGAGCAGUGUACAUACCUUCCAUCAUUACCUUACUCAAUGCAGUUGGGACUCCGAGGUCACUCCAUUUGCUGGUAUUCUGGAUCCUUUACGAGAAUGUCAUGUCGCUACAUCGGACUAAAGCUACAUUCAUUGGCUUGUUGGAGGCAGGAAGAGUGAAUGAAUGGGUUGUCACUGAGAAACUUGGGGAUGCUCAUAAGUUAAAAUCAGCCCCUAAAGCUUUUAAGAAACCUCUACUAAGGAUCGGAGAGAGGCUCCAUUUGUUAGAGCUUGGUGUGGGCUCUUACCUCUUCUUUUGUGGGUGCUACGACAUGGCAUUCGGGAAAAACUACUAUUUCAUCUACCUCUUUGCUCAAGCAAUAGCCUUUUUCAUUGCCGGGUUUGGUUAUAUUGGGACAUUCAUUCCCCAGUCUUAG
Fraxinus pennsylvanica is the source of this 1590-nucleotide messenger RNA. Lineage: Eukaryota; Viridiplantae; Streptophyta; Magnoliopsida; Lamiales; Oleaceae. The record is from the annotation of a GenBank genome assembly.